Linnemannia hyalina is the source of this 1416-nucleotide messenger RNA. The record is from the annotation of a GenBank genome assembly. NCBI's taxonomy places the organism in Eukaryota, Fungi, Mortierellomycota, Mortierellomycetes, Mortierellales, Mortierellaceae.
AUGGAUUUGGGGAGGAUAUUGAACGAGUGUCCGCUGUUGGAGACGUUGCAUAUCCGGGUGUUUGAUUAUACCUCUGUCGACGGAUCUACCAUCUCUUCUUUGUCGUCCAAGGCAGCUCCUCUCCCACUACGAUCAUUCAUCCUCUCCGGGAUACAAUUCCACCAAUCCUGUCUUGAAUUACUCCUCGCGGCCGUCGACCCACAACAGUUCACAGAGCUCAAACUCAUCAACCUCAACGACACUCACCCAGCCUACACCAUGUCCCGCCUCCUCACCAGCCUGGCCCCCUUCCAUCUCUCCGCCUUCCACUUCUCCGUCAACGACAAGUUCCAAACUCUAGACGAUAUCCGACACAAGGUGAUCGACCUCUGCCCAGAAGCCACAGAAUGGUCCCUACGACCUUACGACAUCCAUCCCACCAUCCUGCAGGAGCUUGGAUCCCUCCCCAAUGUCAUCACAACCCUCGAGCUCCCCCGCCCUUACAGCCAUCACCAAGAAAGCUGCGUAUCCAACACCAGUGUCCACAACAACCCUUCCAUCCUUCAUCACUUCCUCUGCACGUCCCCACACCUGGUCCACCUAAAAAACAUGUACCUCAACGUCAUGCAAUUCGAAGGGAUGGACAUCCACCGCCGCUCCCCCUUUGGCGACCUAGACCGCCGGUCCAAAUACCGCUACGCAGACACCGCCGUCACAUCCCCGGACUCCAUUACUCCCGGGAUCUGGGCCUGCCGGGGCUUGGAAUCCCUCUAUAUCAACCUCCACGGCCAUGAAGAAGACGGUCUCCGCUCCCCUGUCCACAGCCGGAUCAUCUUCGGUUAUAUAUCCAUCGUAUGCCCAAACCUGACAGCCCUCCAAAUAACUGUCUCCAGCGAAUGCCGAAAACGCAACACUGUGCAUACCAACAACGCGUCCCAGGUGUAUUUCACAGAUUUCUGUAUGCGCCUCGAGGGUGGGUUCUGUCUACUCUCCCGGCUCAAGUAUCUGACAACCUUCCGUCUGGACGCGUACUCGAUCUCGAGGAAAUCAGGAUGCUGGCCUGUGGAUUUGAACUGGAUUGUUGCAGAGGGGAACAGGGUCGAGAACAGGGAGAAGAGACGGAAAGUCGUAGAAGAGUGGGACAACAAUCUGGACACAGAGAAGCGCCUCGAGAAGGAGCGUUUGUUGACCGGUGCUCGAUAUGCAAAAGUCCUCGCCCUCGAGAAGGGCGACUAUAAUGAUGAGGAAGAAGGAGGGUUGGCGGGGCAGUUGAAGAACUUGGGGUUGUUGUCAGAGAUCAAGGCGGUGGUAGAGGAAAUGGACCUGGAUGGGUACAGAUGUUUUCCAGUCCUGGACAGGGUCUCGUUUUCGUGGGCAAUCACUCAGCGUCCUGUCGAUGCGCUCGCAUACCUCUUUCCCGGCGGCAAACCACGCUAA